UCCAGUGGUAUUUGGAGAAAUCAUUUGAAUGUCCGAGACCGAAUAACAAAUUGCAAUAGCAGCCAGUCGAAGAAAAACAAAAACAAAACAAAAAAACAUAUACACGAAAGAAGGAUACCGAAAAUCAUCAAAAUUAAAUAUAAUAAAUUUCAUUUCCCAGCAUUAUUCCCGCGAGAUGAGGUGAAUAAGAUGCAGCUGUGGGCAAUAAAGCGAAACGAUACCAGAAAAACAGAGUCUUACGGUAUGGACGACAAAAUUUGCAGGCAAGCACGAGUAAUCAAAGCAACAAAAACGAAACAAAAAAGGCAAGAAAUGCCACCACCACAAGGCAAACAGUCAGCAAAAACAGCGAAAAUGAAUGUCAGUUUGACGACAGCAAACUACACAGCCCAAAGGACGAUAACAACUCCAGCUGUUGGUAAAAAUAAAACAAAGCUUGCGAUAAGCCAACCGAAUAUACAAAUGGAACCUACCCAUGUUGAAAAAUGGUUGGCAAGUCGACCCGCAUGCGACACAUGUCCCACCACAGUUACCAGCAGCUCCAACAUUGCUACCACACACACCGUCUUCCAUUCACACUCGGCUAAGCGCCGAAUGCCAUGGAUAUUUCUGCUAUUUGCUGCAAUAAUAUUACACAUUUGCCAUAGCAGCGUAAUGGCUCACGAGACGAAACGCUUGGGCGAGCAAACUAAAUCACAUAAGAGAGCGAUGCGAGCGGAGAAAUUUAGUCAACUGUUAUCCACCGACGGACAAUGGGCGGCGAGUGAUGACAAAAAUAGUUUCCGGCCGAUUAUCCCCAAGGAUAUUAGUCCGGAAUAUAUUGCACAGAAUGUAUUUACCAAAACAGGUCAGUAUCGCGUUUUCGAGCCGCCGGCAAGCGACCUACGCAUCGCCGUGACAAUGGAGCACAAAGGAAAGGAAAAUGGUGCAAAUGCUGUUCACCACAACAAUACUGAGCUGGUAAAUGCUAAGCAAAAAAUUUCAACUGCAAAGGCACUGACCAAACGACCAACAGUGGCACAACGAGCUGAAGUCACAAAGGCAAUAACUCAGGGCGAUGCCACACAAACAAAAGCGGAGGAAUCAACGGCCAGCAUACGCGGACAAACAUUGCAUAAAAUGAAACUACCAGGUGAGAGGAUAGAAAAAGCUACCAAAAUGCCAACACUAACCAAUGAUAUGGAAUCCGAAGCAGUACAUACACACAAAAGCAAAGCUUUGCAAAAUCCUUUGACUACAACCCAACAAGCGGUACAGAGCGGUAGAAAACUACCGAAUAGCAGCAAAGCUAAUGGCCCACCACAGUACACAUCUGCAGUGCCAGCGAAUUUGGUUGAUGUUACCCAAAAUGUAGUGGGCGAUGAUGUGAAAGAAUUGGAAGCAUUGCUGGUCGAAUACGCUGAGAGUUUCUUCAACAAAGCACAAUUCGCACCUUCUACUGAGCUGGUUAAUGCGCUGCAAAGAAAUCAUACCAGCCCUGAUGGGUUGCCGCUUGCAGGAGGCGUGUAUAAAAAGCGUCCAACACGGCAUGCCAGCGCCAGUCCGCACUACCACCACCACCAACACCACCAACACCACCACCAUGAGUAUCAGCAUCAUCUCCCUUUGGCGGGAAUAAUACGCAAGGCAGAUGGCGAUGUGAGUGUAAAUAUUCCUCGUGCUAUGGAAUCCGGACGGCUGCUCUUCUUUGCAGGCUUGAAGAAGGCGCUUUGGCCAAUUUUCAUGGGUUUGCAGGUAUUGAAAUCGCUGCUGUUCGCGUUGUUCCUUCCGACAUUGAUUGGAUCGUUUGGCAAACUACUGGGCAAAGGCAUUGUCUCCGGCUCUGCACCACUUUUUAUACGCCCAGCUGAUGCGCCCCAAGACCUUGACUUCCGCGACAAUACAAUCAAUUUCGAUGAUGAUAAAUUUGCAGUGGUCGACGAGGGUACCAAAGAAGAAGGCUAUGCUUACAAUCAAGCAGAAGCUUCGCAAACUCACUACACCUACAAUCCGGCAGGCGGCAUAAAUCGCAUUGAACAGCAGAAUAAAAUGCCAGAUACUUAUUUAAGUGCGAUACAGACAAUCGGCUCCGCGUCAUUCAAAAAUUCUGGUUCACUUUCUGGUAGCUUAUCUGGCGGCGGUUUGGGCGGUGGUGGUGGUCUUGGCGCGCCAUUACGCACGAAGCCGAUUGCGCCAGCCAACACUAACACUUUCCAGACCUUCCAAAAGGUGCCCACUUCAUCGUUGCUUCUCUCCAACUAUGAUCCCUUCUACAGUCCGCUGCUAUCGCGUUUGGAUUCAGUAUUUGCUCAACUGAAAUUGAAUUCGGAUAAUGAGAAUUGUCGUGAGAAAUUGAUUUGUUUGAUGUAUGCGAAUCCGGCCAAAUAUGCACCGUAUAGUAAUUUGGUGUCGGCGCAGUUAUCGCGCGAACUAAACGAGCUGCGUAAGCCAACUUCCGACAAUCCGGAUAUUUUACGCUUUUUCAAGUAUAUGCGCGCCGCCAAGGAUGGGCAAGAUGGAGUUGAUUGUGAGAAAUCGUUUGAUCGAUGCACAGAAUUUAAGGACUUUGAGAAUCCGGCAAUGGUUUCGACAUAUCAUGACAUUAACAAAUUGGUGCAGGCACGCAAGUUGACGUAGAUGAAUUUGGAUGGUGACAAAAGGAUUGAAAGGCGAACGAAAGCGCAAAACGUGCCCCAAGCUCAUGUAAAUUAAGUGCAAAAGGAUACACUGAUUGGCGUAGAUGGACAAAUACAAAAAGAGCAAAAGGCCGGCAAAGCUCUGAUUUCGUUCUGUAAAUAUUAAGUUGAGUUUUUAGAUUAAUUAAUUAAUUUUUUUUUUUCAUUUCUAUUUUGUAUAAAUAACUAGUAUGGCAGUAUAUAUGUGUGUAUUUGAAUAUUUAUUCGUUUACUUAAUUAUUUAUUUAUUUAUUUACUGUAGUUAGUAAGAAGAUUAGAAUCCUAAAACUAAACAGGUGAGCGCUAGCUGCAUAGGCUUGAAUAUUGUUUGAAAAAUAACCUAAAGUCAUAAGUUAAAUAUUUUCUUUCAAACAAGUUUUUAGUCUUUUUAAGUAUACCUUCUUUCUAAGUCUGCCCAAGCUUCGUCAGGAAAUACCAAUAAUCUGAUUAUACACCUGCCGUGGGAAAAAUUUUGCGGUACUGAAAAAAAAAGUUCGCUUUUGGGAGGUAU
Anastrepha ludens (Mexican fruit fly) is the source of this 3165-nucleotide messenger RNA. RefSeq lists its product as uncharacterized. The coding region runs from base 190 to 2616 and encodes 808 amino acids. The transcript has 6 exons. The record is from RefSeq and is a predicted model, not a curated record. Lineage: Eukaryota; Metazoa; Arthropoda; Insecta; Diptera; Tephritidae.